AUGGCGGAGAUCGACACAAGGCCGCUUGAAUCUGUGAGGUCAGCAUUGACCCAUUUCCAGCAGAGAACUGAUCAUCACACCAGGUUCAGCCCUGAUAGAAAUCUGCAGGAGAUCGAGAACCUGACGAAGGAGCUCGCGAGAUGCAGGCUGCAACUCGAAGUCAAAGAGAACGAGAAGAUGCAGGCCAACCUGAAGCUUGAAACCCUCCGAAAUGUAAUGCAAGAACUGUCCGGUGAGUACGAAAAUCGGAUAGCUCAUCUCGAAGCUGACGAACGGAUGAUCGCACGGCAGCAACCUGAAGCCUCCGAAGAGUGCAGGGCUCUGAGGGAUGAACUGACCGUCGUCAAAGACGAGCUCGACGCCGUCAAGAGCUCGAACGCCCUUCUGCUGAGAGAGAUCGAGCUGAUGGAGACGACGAUGGUGUUGGAGAGGGAGAACACCAAGGAUGCUCUGAGCCACAUACUGCGGCUCAACGAGUAUGUCCUCGCGUCCGCCGUCGCGGCGAUCAGGGCGGAGGAGGAGAGGUCGGUGUUCUUCCAGGAGAUCGCGCUCGAGCUCUUCAACUCCGACAAGAACCGCGAGGUGAUCGAGCGGCAGCUGGAGAUGGUCGAGAGCCUGGAGAGUGAGCUGGUGGCGAAGACGGUGGAGAUCGCUUACCUGCAGUCGGAGCUGCAGCAGGUGAAGGAGCACUGCGUUUCGUCAGAAGCUGCUGCUGCUUUGGCAUCAGAAACCAUGGCAAGAAACCAAGAACAGCAGGCGACGGAAGCCGCGCGGGGCAAUGCCGACGCGGAGGCUGUGAUCGCCGGCGGCGGCGGCGGCCUCGUCACGUUGGUCUCCAGAGAAGACGGCGGCGAGCAGCUCUACACGAAGGAGAUCGAGAACGACCAGCAGGCGGCGGGGCUCGACGGGUACGUGCUCGUCGCAAAGAGCAACGCCGACGCGGAGGAGGAGCUGAAGGGGAAGCUGGACGCGGCGCAGGCGGAGAUCGGCCACCUGCGGUUCAGCCUGGAGGAGGCGGUGAGGCGGGCGGAGCUGGCCGAGAAGGCGAAGGCGGCGCUGGAGAGAGCGCUCAAGGAGGACAUCCAGAAGAAGGCCCAGCGCCCGCGCUCGCAGCUGCCAAAGACGCCGUCCCGGGCGCCGGCGCCAUUGGCGGGGCUGAGAAGCUCGCCGGGAGGAGGCCUCGAUGGGAGGCCAUUGCCGGGAGGCUGCCUGACCCUAGGGAAGGUGCUCAACAUGAAGUACAAGUAA
Messenger RNA from Oryza brachyantha (malo sina), 1248 nucleotides. Its product is annotated as cingulin-like protein 1. The transcript has 2 exons. The record is from RefSeq and is a predicted model, not a curated record. Lineage: Eukaryota; Viridiplantae; Streptophyta; Magnoliopsida; Poales; Poaceae. Bases 1 to 1248 code for a protein of 415 amino acids.